Molecule: messenger RNA, 3081 nt
Organism: Rotaria socialis
Lineage: Eukaryota; Metazoa; Rotifera; Eurotatoria; Philodinida; Philodinidae
Source: the annotation of a GenBank genome assembly
AUGACAUCGAUAACACGAAAAGUAAUUUCAAAGCUGACAACAGUUUAUAGAAAUAUCAAUCCGUCGACACUCAAUGGUGCGAUUGAUAUUAUUGUCGUUCAACAAGAGGACGGAACACUCCGGUGUACACCAUUUCAUGUUCGUUUUGGAAAAUUAGGUGUUCUACAAAGUUUACAAAAUAAAGUCUAUAUAACAAUAAAUGAUAUUCCGGUCGAAGAUUUAUAUAUGCAAUUGGGCGAAGCCGGUGAAGCUGUUUUUGUUGAAGAGGACACCAGUACAUCUGCUGUUACUCAACCAGCUCGUCAAUUAGAACCUUCGAAUAACAAUACAUGUGUUGAUCUCGACAAUGUCACAUCAUUUCCAUCCGAAACCGACUCUCAUUCACAUUUGUCAAAUAUCGAUUCUACACCUCAAACAAUAAGUCAAAAGGCUGAUGAAAAAGAUCCAAUUGAAUUUUUUUAUCCAUCGAGCGAAACUUAUGUAUAUGAAGAAGAAUCAAAACCCGUUAUUAACAUUGAUGUUGUUCAUUCAGAUACAUUUUUAACAACACGUCGUCGCCCGAGACGUCGGCUAUUUACACGUGCUGAUCAAUCUAGUAAACAAGCGAGUGAAGAUGAUGAUCAAGAUGUAUACGAUCAAUUUUCUUCAUUGAAACGUCGUUCACGCGCACGAAAACGUGAAUCAAUACCUACGACAACAAAUAAUGAUACAGAUUCCAUAACAUCAACAAAUACGAAUGAAAAAUUUCGUCGAUCAGUAAAACUUCUACGUAAACGUAGUGCAAGUGAAAAUGACUUACAACUAUUUCAAUUUGAUCCUGAAUUAUCAGCAUUUAUCAAUGAAUCGAAUUGUUUUAAGAGUAUUGAUAAUCGACCGAAAACACUUGAUUUAAAUCGACAAAGUACUAUAGAAGAAUACUCUAGUAUUGCAGACAAGGAUAAUAUUGAUAAUAAACCAGCAAGAAAUCUAUCGAAUCCGAUAGUAAUCGAACAAAUAUUUGAAUCAGCACAAACUAUUGACGAAACUGAUACGUUGACAAGUUCAAUUCUAUCAAAAUCAGCACCAUUAGAUACACUUAGUACAAAUACUCUUCGUAUCAGUCAAUCCGAUGAUCCUGUAGAGGAUUUUUAUUCACAUGAAGGAUAUUCAGCAACAUCCUCCUAUGAAAGUGCAUCAUCUCCACGACCAACAAGUCCAAAGUCCGAUACAGAAUAUGAAUUGGACAAAUCGUCUCAGCAAUCAUCGAAUACAGGUUGGCGAUGGAAAUGGGGGGAAUUGCCCGAACAGCGACAAAGUGUUUUCAGAUAUUUGUGGCCAGCAUCGAAAAAAACUCCACCAAAAGAAGGUAUUUACCUUGAUGAUAUUACAAGUAAUCGGUGUGUUGAUCGAUCUCUUUAUUUACCUCAAAUGGAUUAUCAUCAACAUCACCAACGAACAACGAAUGACGACGAUCAAGAAUCGGGAACAGGAAAUUCAAUACCACAAUCACCAUUUCGAGAACACGAAGCUACUUGUCUUCUUGGCGAUGCUCAACUUUCUCUUUGUGGCAAUAUUAAUAAACAAUCGCUAAUUACUGACGAAGUAUUUUAUGCAAAUCUCGUUUCGUUUGAAACAUUUCUUAAUAAUCCAUCGAUUGUUAGUGAUCCUAAUUUAGUGGUUCGCAUUAAUGGAAAAUAUUAUAAUUGGAAUGUAGCUUCAGCACUUAUUGUAUCGACCAGUAUUUAUCAUAAACCAUUACCGAAUGAAGUAGUUGAGCAAUUACAAGAGAAACACAUGGCACAAGAAAAACCACGUUCAACAGGAGGUGGCUGGUGGUUACCAUUUUAUGGUAAAAAGUCGGAUAUGAAAGUUGAAACUCCAAAAGUAACCACACCAAUCACAGCAACAGAUGCUAUUGCAGCAGCUGCUAAAUCCGAAGUUGUACCAACAGCAUUGACUCCUCAAGAUUCCAAUGGAAAUAAUACAUCUUCUAAAAAUUCAAAAACAGAUAAUGAUAGUGAACAAGAAGAUAGUGAAGUAAGAAAAUUAACAGCUAAAAUUGAACAAGAAAAACAACAACAACAACAACAACAACCGCGACCGCCUUCAACACAUUCUUCUCAUCAAACAGCAUUAAAAAAAACGAUGAUACUUUCGUCCGAUGAAUUAAAACGUUUAAAUCUUAAAUUGGGUAAAAAUAAAGUUGAAUUUAGUGUCACAACAUCCAUACAAGGUACAACAACAGUUGAUGCGAACAUCUUCUUGUUUGAUCAUAUGACAAAAUUUGUUAUUUCUGAUAUUGACGGAACAAUAACCAAAUCAGAUGUUUUGGGACAUAUUAUUCCAUUAGUUGGUGGCGAUUGGUCACAUGAUGGUAUAGCAGAAUUUUUUAAUGCUAUCCAAGAAAAUGGUUAUCAAUUUAUUUAUCUGUCUGCACGUGCUAUUGGACAAAGUCAAAUAACGCGAAAUUUUUUGAAAAACGUAAAACAAUACGAUCGAGAACUACCUAUUGGGCCAUUACUCAUCUCACCUGAUACAUUAAUGACAGCACUUUAUCGAGAAGUUAUUGAGAAAAAACCUGAAUAUUUUAAAAUAGAAUGUUUAAAAAAUAUUGCAAGCCUUUUUCCUGCCAAAAAUCCAUUUUACGCUGGUUUUGGUAACCGAAUUAAUGAUCAAUGGGCAUAUACCGCUGUUGGAAUACCAGUAACUCGCAUCUAUACAAUAAAUCCACGUGGUGAAGUUGUACGACAAGAACUAUCGGAAACUUUAUUGACUUCAUAUAAAAAUCUACAUGAAAUUGUUGACCUCUUGUUCCCACCCAUGGAUUCAUUUUCUGCUAGUGAAACAUAUUCAGGUUAUACAUAUUGGCAUUCAGGACCAUCUAUUGAUCUAUUUAAAGACGAGAUGUGUACAGACUUACAAGAAAUAGCAAAAAAACAAAAAGCAGCUAAAUCAAAUUCAAAAAAUAAGGGAUCAACAGCAACAACACCAACAUCAAGUACCAUACAAAAAACAGCACCAACAGCGACUACUGUUAAAUCUAAUGGCAAUAAAUCUUUAGCAGCAGUUCAAUCAAUUGACUAUUCAGUAAAACGAGCAUAA